Messenger RNA from Procambarus clarkii (red swamp crayfish), 648 nucleotides. Its product is annotated as collagen alpha-1(V) chain-like. NCBI's taxonomy places the organism in Eukaryota, Metazoa, Arthropoda, Malacostraca, Decapoda, Cambaridae. The record is from RefSeq and is a predicted model, not a curated record.
AUGUCUAACACAGGCGAUGGCUGGAUGCAGAAUGCCUACAAUACAGCUAGGUUCAGGCAUGGUGUCAGCUUCCCGGUCCACCCUUCCUGGCUUCCUGGCCCCCUUGUGGAGGACUGGCUUCCCGGCCCCUUUGAGGAGGACCGGCUUCCCGGCCCCCUUGAGGAGGACCGGCUUCCCGGCCCCCUUGAGGAGGACCGGCUUCCCGGCCCCCUUGACGAGGACCGGCUUCCCGGCCCCCUUGACGAGGACCGGCUUCCUGGCCCCCUUGACGAGGACCGGCUUCCUGGCCCCCUUGACGAGGACCGGCUUCCUGGCCCCCUUGUGGAGGACCGGCUUCCCGGCCCCUUUGAGGAGGACCGGCUUCCGGGCCCCUUUGAGGAGGACCGGCUUCCGGGCCCCUUUGAGGAGGACCGGCUUCCCGGCCCCCUUGACGAGGACCGGCUUCCCGGCCCCCUUGACGAGGACCGGCUUCCCGGCCCCCUUGACGAGGACCGGCUUCCUGGCCCCCUUGACGAGGACCGGCUUCCCGGCCCCCUUGACGAGGACCGGCUUCCCGGCCCCCUUGACGAGGACCGGCUUCCCGGCCCCCUUGACGAGGACCGGCUUCCUAGUCCUCCUCAAACGAAUCAAUCAAAGAAAGGCAUAUAG